This is a messenger RNA of Stegodyphus dumicola, 1060 nucleotides long. RefSeq lists its product as uncharacterized. The record is from RefSeq and is a predicted model, not a curated record. NCBI's taxonomy places the organism in Eukaryota, Metazoa, Arthropoda, Arachnida, Araneae, Eresidae.
CAAAAGAGGCAGCCGAGAAUAGCCAUCCAUAAUGUUCCAGAACAUGUUAAACCAGAACAGCUCAUCGCAGAGCUCAGCGCAACAGCAGGUCUAUCAGCAAGAGUAUACAAACCCCUGUUCCGACUUAAAGAGCGCCGAGCAAACAGAGUCAAAUGGGUUCUCGAGUGUACCACGGAGAGCUUUGGAAUCGCCAUCAACAUCAGACGUCUGUUCACAGCAUGGCAGGCUCAUACUAUCACGGAGUUCUUGGGAAUCCGUAGAUGUUAUAGAUGCCAGCAAUUCGGGCACUCCCAGGAUCUCUGCCGCAGCAAGAAACAGUUCUGUGCCUUCUGCGCUGGGUCGCACAACACCAAAGUCUGUCAAGCAGAGUCACCAGCCUGUAUCAAUUGCGGGGACUGUAACUACCGCAACGGCACCUCCUACUACUUUGAACAUCCGGCAUACCACCCGGAAUGCCCGAUGUACCAGAGAGCCGUCUACAACACACGCUGCAACACACAAUACUGAAGCUAUAACAUCUCAGCAGCCUACCAAUGCUAUGUUACUACCUAAUGCGUCUGAAGAUAGCAACACUAUCUCACAAGAGAUCCUACCGACAAAUAUCGACAACCCAGUCAACCUGAUUCUAACUCAUUCCUCAGCAGGCUCCAUAAAAUGCACGCAAAUUAACCUCCAACGGGCAGAAGCAGCUAAUACGCAACUAGUGCAGCAUGUCCUCGAUCAUGAGAUAGAUAUCAUCCUUCUCCAAGAGCCUUACUGCAGAAACGGCGCAAUAGCCUGCCUACCACUCUCAUGGAAGAUCUUCCAGCGGAAAGCGCAACUUAACGAACUACCCCCGAGAGCGGCGAUCAUUUGUUGUAAUCCACAAUGGUCCCCACUCAUUAUCAAGCAGGCACGAGAUCAUGUUGCAAUUCUUCUGAAUUAUAAUAACUCCCAGAUUAUCCUAUCAUCCGUCUACAGCUCUCCACCAGAAGACAUCAGCAAUGCAGUAGAUAGUAUAGCAGAAAUACACAGAAAACAUACUACCAUAAAAGCCUGUUUUGAACUUGAAGGUCAGUAG